AUUUAAUAAAAAGUCUGCAAUAAAAAUACAACAAAGGGAAAUUGAUAUAAAUAAAAAAGAAGAAAUAGAAACGAUACGAAUCAGAGAAGAAUAUGAAGACAAAAUAGAUAAUUUGAUAUCAAGUUUGAAAAAGUAUAAAAUCAAAAAUUUAGAAAGUCUUGAAAAUAAUGAAAAAGAUUUAAAGAAUAUUCUUAAUAUGAGAACAGAUGAAUUAGAUGAGUGUAAUAAAAAUUCUGAAAAAAUAAAAAAUGAUAUUGAACAACUUACAAAUAUUAAUAAUGAAUUAAAACGUGAAAUGGAAAAUAAAGAUACAUCUAUUGCUAAACUUUCUAUCGAAAUAAAAGAUCUAGUUGAAUUAGUAGAAUCGUAUAAAAGAGAAAAUAUGGAAUUGAUUGAGAAAUUAAAAGGUAUGAAGAUAAAUGAAACAAAUGUAAAUAUUAUGAUCAAUAAAAAAAUGGAUGAAUUGACGGAGAAUAAUAAAUAUAUAGAAAAAAUGAAUACUGAGAUGGAACAUUUAACGAAAACUUGUAACAAACUUACUUGUGAAAUUGAAAAUAAAGAUGCACACAUUUUAGAAGUUACCAAUUUGUUACCAAACAAAUCUGACAUGUUGUACGAAUAUAAAAUAAAGUUAGACAGUAUUACACCGGAAUAUGAUAUUUUAAAGAAACAACUUGAGGAAGAAAAAUUAAAUGUACACAAAUAUAAAUCAGAAUUGGAAAGUUUAAAAAUAAACAGUGAAACACAUUUGGAAAAUUUGAAGGAAACAUUAAAUUUAAAAAUAAUGAAAUAUGAAGAAUUAAAUAAACAAUUUACAGAAUGGAAAAAUCAAGAUGUUAUUUUACUUACAGAAUUGGAUUCAUUGAAAGAACAAUAUACUCAAUUAGAAGAAAAAAAUAUGAAAUUGGAACAAAAACUUCGAAACAGUAAUAGUAGAAUUAAAUUAGAAACGGAUAUGGAAGUAUUACUCGAACAGAACAAAGCUUUACAAAAUAAUUUAGAUGGAGCUUACAAUUGUAUAGCAGAAUUGAAGGAUAAGAAAAAACAUUUGUUGGAAGAAUAUUUAAGUACAAAGGAACGAUAUGAAUCUUUGCUCGAAAAAAAUAAAAAAAUGAUAAAAGAAAUAUUGUUGGAUAAAGAGAAAGAUUUAAAAUAUAUAAAUGAUGAUCAAUGUGACGAAUUGAAAGGUAAAAAUCAACAAUUAGAGGAAGAAAACAAAACAUUGAAAAAAAAUAAUGAAGACUUAAAUGAAGAAAUAGAGGUAUUAAUAAAAGAAAACGAUUUUUUGACGGAAAAGGUAUAUUCGUAUUUUGGUGAUGAUAAUCCUAAAAAGUUAAAUAGACUGAAAUAGAUACUUUAAAGAAAGAAAAUUAAAAGUUACAAGACAAACUUACAAAAUGUAGUAAUUGUGGAAUACUUCUAUCAAAAGAUCAGUUGAAAUGUAACGAAGAUAACAAUAAUGAUAAACUUGCAAAUUUGAAGAAACAAAUAAAAGAGUUAGAAGUCGAAUUGGUACCUAAAAAUGGAAGGAUUGCUACGUUACAAUUACAAAUACAAGAAGGAAGUUUUCCAUAUCAGGAAAAGUGUAGACUUGGAAGAAAAUUUUUUGGCAUUUAAAAAUAAGUGAAAUAAAGAAACUUAGACAUGCUAUGUGUGAAAUUAAUAUGAAAGAAUGUUACAAGAGUAAAAAUCAAUUUAUUAAUAAAAAAAGUCAAUACGUUCAAACUAUACCAAUCAGUAAAAUACAAUUUUGUAGAACUAGUAGCGGUAUUGUUGAGAAACACGUACAAAUAGAAAAAUUA
Molecule: messenger RNA, 1802 nt
Organism: Polistes dominula (European paper wasp)
Lineage: Eukaryota; Metazoa; Arthropoda; Insecta; Hymenoptera; Vespidae
Biological process (GO): mitotic cell cycle; microtubule-based movement
Cellular component (GO): microtubule
Molecular function (GO): ATP binding; microtubule binding; microtubule motor activity
Source: RefSeq, a predicted model, not a curated record